Pieris macdunnoughi is the source of this 294-nucleotide messenger RNA. Lineage: Eukaryota; Metazoa; Arthropoda; Insecta; Lepidoptera; Pieridae. The record is from the annotation of a GenBank genome assembly.
AUGUGCGAGUAUCUCGCGCAGACCCGCAGGCGCCUUUUAGAGCAGGGUCUACUCACGUCACCUCUGUCAAGUGAUGAACACAAUGCGCUCGCCGAAGCGAGACGAGCGCAAAAUUAUUCGCUACGCCGCCCGCCGCCGCCGGACUCUGACGAGGACGCCGCCGGGAAGGCACCCAAGCGUGUCUGUGCGCAGACGACACCGCCGCCCACGCAAAAUAUGACGCCGCGACCGCAGGCGCAGCCGGCGCCGCUCUCACAAAGAGACGAAAAUGGAAGAACUGUGUUGAACACGUAA